Molecule: messenger RNA, 10978 nt
Organism: Columba livia (rock pigeon)
Lineage: Eukaryota; Metazoa; Chordata; Aves; Columbiformes; Columbidae
Gene: LRRC7
Product: leucine rich repeat containing 7
Exons: 25
Coding region: 45-5114 (1689 amino acids)
Biological process (GO): neurotransmitter receptor transport postsynaptic membrane to endosome; positive regulation of neuron projection development; cell-cell adhesion
Cellular component (GO): basolateral plasma membrane; postsynaptic density; postsynaptic membrane
Molecular function (GO): protein binding
Source: RefSeq, a predicted model, not a curated record
CUGGGGUAGCCUGUGGCUUGCGGUAUCCCAGUCCCGUGGUGGGGAUGCUGAGCCAUCUCCCAGCGCUUUCCCCUGCCGCCUCCGGGAGGCUGGGAGCCCCUCCCCGCCGGCCCCCGGUCCCCCUUCCCAUUCGGCAGGUUACCGGCCCCCGCAACUUAUCAAAAGUGAAGAAGAUGGCUCCUGCCGCAAGGAAAGGAGGGGGACCGAGGGCGGGCGGACGCUAUGAGGCAGCCGGGGGAGGCCAAGGGGAACAGGAGCGGUGGCUUUUUGGUGUCUACCCCGCCUCCGCAGCCCGGAGAUGCCUCGGCCCCGCCGGUGAUGCUCCGGCCGCGGGACGCCCUGUCGGGGCAGGAACGGGCAGCACCGCCUGCGCGCUGCCCUCCGCAUCGGCCCCAGCAUCGCUCCGCACCGGCCCCGGCCCCGGCCCCGGCCCCGUUCCGCGGGGAGGGCGCGGCCGCGGCACGCCCCCCCCGCCCCUCCCUCCCGGAGCCGAGCCGCUCCGCCCCUGCGCCGCCGCGGAGCGCAGCGCGGGCGCGCAGCGCAAUCCACCCCGCCGGUGCCACCGCCGCCUUUGUGUCUGGGCGCCGCCCCGUGCGCGGAGGCGGGACCUGCGCGGCGGGGCCGGCGGGCGGCGGAGCCGCGGGCGCGGGCAGCCCUCGGCGGUGCCCCCGCAGGCUCCGCGCCCCCGGACCGCGGCUUGGCCGCGCAUGGACGCGCGCUCCCGCCUGCACCUAUGCUGCUUGGAGAUGACAACCAAAAGGAAAAUUAUCGGCCGCCUGGUGCCCUGCCGGUGUUUUCGUGGCGAAGAAGAAAUUGUCUCGGUGUUGGAUUACUCUCACUGUGGCCUACAGCAGGUGCCAAAGGAGGUUUUUAACUUUGAGCGGACGUUAGAGGAACUUUACCUAGAUGCCAAUCAAAUUGAGGAGCUACCCAAGCAACUGUUUAACUGUCAAGCUUUACGCAAACUGAGUAUUCCGGACAACGACCUCUCCAGCCUGCCCACCACCAUUGCCAGCUUAGUUAAUCUCAGAGAACUCGAUAUCAGUAAAAAUGGAAUUCAAGAUUUUCCAGAAAAUAUUAAAUGUUGUAAGUGUUUAACUAUCAUUGAAGCCAGUGUCAAUCCAGUCUCUAAGCUGCCAGAUGGCUUCACACAACUGCUAAAUUUGACCCAGCUCUAUCUCAACGAUGCCUUUUUGGAGUUUCUCCCAGCCAACUUUGGAAGACUUGUCAAAUUGCGAAUUUUGGAGUUAAGAGAAAAUCACUUGAAAACUCUACCAAAGUCAAUGCACAAACUGACACAACUGGAGAGGCUUGAUCUGGGCAAUAAUGAAUUUUCUGAGCUGCCUGAGGUUCUCGAACAAAUACAAAAUCUAAGGGAGUUGUGGAUGGACAAUAAUUCUUUGCAAGUACUACCUGGGUCUAUAGGAAAGUUAAAACAGCUCGUGUACCUGGAUGUGUCAAAAAACAGGAUAGAAACUGUUGAUUUGGACAUCUCGGGAUGUGAAGGACUAGAAGAUCUCCUGUUGUCAUCCAACAUGUUGCAGCAACUGCCAGACUCCAUAGGACUGUUGAAAAGGCUCACAACUCUAAAAGUCGAUGACAAUCAGCUUACGAUUCUGCCCAAUGCAAUUGGAAAUUUAUCUUUAUUAGAAGAAUUUGACUGCAGCUGUAACGAGUUGGAGUCCUUACCCUCCACCAUCGGGUACCUGCACAACCUGAGAACAUUGGCUGUGGAUGAGAAUUUCCUCCCUGAACUGCCCAGAGAAAUUGGAAGCUGUAAAAACGUAACAGUGAUGUCUCUGCGCUCUAACAAGCUGGAAUUUCUUCCUGAUGAAAUUGGUCAGAUGCAGAAGCUGAGGGUGUUAAAUCUGAGCGAUAACAGACUGAAGAAUUUACCAUUCACUUUCACUAAACUUAAAGAACUUGCAGCUUUGUGGCUUUCUGACAACCAGUCCAAGGCUCUCAUUCCGCUGCAGACCGAGGCGCACCCAGAAACCAAGCAGCGAGUACUGACCAACUAUAUGUUUCCCCAGCAGCCCCGCAGCGAUGAAGAUUUCCAGUCAGACAGCGAUAGUUUUAACCCUACUUUAUGGGAGGAGCAGAGACAGCAACGUAUGACAGUUGCCUUUGAAUUCGAAGAAAAAAAGGAAGAGGAGGAAAAUGCAGGGAAAGUUAAGGUUGAAAUAAAUCUAAAACGCUAUCCCACUCCAUACCCGGAGGAUUUAAAGAAUAUGGUAAAAUCAGUUCAAAAUCUGGUGGGCAAAACAAGCCAUGGAGUCCGGCCUGAGAACUCGACGCCGACCGUGAACAGCGACCAAACGGUGAAAGACAAGUACGAGCAUAAGUGGCCCAUGGCACCCAAGGAGAUUUCAGUGGAGGAUGCCUAUGGACACCCCGGCAGUGAGAUGCGGAUAGGGGAGCUCCGUCCGUCCAUCCCAGAGACUCCACUCUACCCACCCAAACUUGUUCUUCUGGGUAAAGAGAAGAAAGAAUCUACAGAUGAGUCUGAAGCAGAUAAGAUCCAUUGUCUGAAUAACAGCGUUUCCUCAGGCACUUACUCAGACUAUUCCCCUUCCCAGGCUUCCUCAGGGUCCUCCAACGCGCACGUUAAAAUGGGCUCCUUGCAGACAACGGCUAAAGAAGCAGUGAAUAACUCUUUGUGGGGAAACAGGCUGGCACAGUCCUUCCCGCAGCCCCUUGAAACAAAGCCAUUGCUGAGCCAGCGGGAAUCGGCUCCGGCUGGGAACCUGCCACCACGCACGGACAGGCGCCCGCUCAGCGACGCCUUCACCGACAGCUGGAAUGACAGCUCGCACUACGACAACACCGGCUUCGUGGGCGAGGAGAGCGCAGUGGAGAACGCCAGCACCAACCCCCUCCUGAGCACCAAAUCCAGAAGCACAUCGGCGCAUGGGCGCAGGCCGCUGAUCAGGCAGGACAGGAUAGUCGGCAUUCCCCUGGAGCUGGAGCAGCCCACGCUCAGAAACACACACGAAUCUGAAGUGCCUCCUCCCAAUCCUUGGCAAAAUUGGACCCGAACCCCUAGUCCUUUUGAAGACAGGACAGCUUUUCCUUCCAAACUGGAAAGCACCCCCACCACCAGCCCUUUGCCUGAGCGGAAAGAUCACGUCAAAGAGUCUCCUGAAAUGACUAGCACUUUCACUCCAGGAAUAGCGUGGGAAUAUCAUGAUUCGAAUGCUAACAGAAGCCUCACAAACGUCUUUUCCCAUAUCCACUGUCGCCCGGAUCCUUCCAAAAGCGUUAUUUCAAUCAGCAAGAGUACAGAACGGCUGUCUCCGAUGAUGAGGGAUUUAAAAACUAACAAAUUUAAGAAGUCGCAAAGUAUCGAUGAGAUAGACAUUGGUACGUACAAAGUGUAUAAUAUACCCUUAGAAAACUAUGCAUCUGGUAACGAUACUGUAGGAGCCCAUGAGAGGGUGGACAAGCUGCUGGGCGCGGAGCACGGCAUGCUGAGCAUGUCCCGCAGCCAGUCCGUCCCCAUGCUGGAUGACGAGCUGCUGACCUACGGCAGCGUCAAGGUGCAGCCGCAGCAGAAGUCGUCCGUCACCAAGAAAGUCUACCAGUUCGACCAAAGCUUCAACCCACAGGGAGCGGUGGAGGUGACGGCAGAGAAGAGGAUACCACCGCCUUUCCAGCUCAACCCCGAGUACAUCCCCCAGCAGAGUAAAAACCUGCCGCAGGAGCUGGUCAGCCCCAGGGCGUACCGUGGCUAUCCCCCCGUGGAGCACAUUUUCUCCUUCUCCCAGCCUUCCGUCAACGAGGAGACGGUCGGUGUCCCCUUUGCGAGCCAGGGCUCUCGGCCAGGGUUCUUGAGGAGGGCGGAUUCUUUGGCCAGCUCCACCGAGAUGUCCAUGUUCAGGAGAGUCAGUGAGCCCCACGAGCUGCCGCCCAGCGACAGGUACGGCCGGGCUCCGUACCGGGGGGCCGUGGAGCGCCAGAGCAGCAUCUCGGUCCCCGAGUCUCAGUUCCUUAAGAGGAACGGCAGGUACGAAGACGAGCAUCUUUCCUACCAAGAAGUGAAAGCUCAGACUGGAAGCUUUCCAGUUAAAAACCUUACACAAAGGAGGCCAUUGUCUGCAAGAAGCUACAGUACAGAGAGUUACGGCACGUCCCAAACCAGGCCGGUUUCAGCGAGGCCAACAAUGGCAGCUCUGCUGGAAAAGAUUCCGUCAGACUAUAACUUGGGUAACUAUGGCGACAAGCCUUCCGAUAACAGUGAUAUAAAGACAAGGCCUACCCCUGUGAAGGGAAAUGAGAGCUGUGCUAAAAUGCCCGCUGACUGGAGACAACAGCUACUUAGACAUAUAGAAGCUAGAAGGUUAGACAGGACCGCUGCUUACAAACACAACACAGUUAGCCUUGGCAUGCUGCACUCUGGAGGGUUUCCAGCCAUGCAUGCCGGCAGAAGCAUGACUUUAAACUUGCAGCCUAAAUCUAAAUUUGAAAACCAAAUGCUUCAAGAGCUACCUCUACCGAAAACCCCGUCGCAGCAGAGCAGCGUCCUGGACAACGGGCAGGAGGAGCUGAGCGGCAGCGGGCAGUGGAACCCCUACCCGCUGGGCCGGCGGGACGUGCCGCCCGACACCGUCACCAAGAAGGCAGGUAGCCACAUCCAGACGCUGAUGGGCUCGCAGAGCCUGCAGCACCGCAGCCGCGAGCAGCCCUACGAGGGGAGCAUGAACAAGGUGACCAUCCAGCAGUACCAGCCCCCGCUGCCCAUCCAGAUCCCCUCGGCGCAGAGCUCCCGGCCCCCACAAACGGGGCGCUGCCUGAUCCAAACCAAGGGCCAGAGGAGUACGGACGCCUAUCAGGAGCAGUUUUGUGUGAGAAUAGAGAAGAAUCCUGGCCUUGGUUUUAGUAUCAGUGGUGGAAUAAGCGGACAAGGAAAUCCAUUCAAACCUUCUGAUAAGGGUAUCUUUGUUACUAGGGUUCAGCCUGACGGGCCAGCGUCCAGCCUGCUCCAGCCUGGCGACAAGAUCCUCCAGGCCAACGGACACAGUUUUGUACAUAUGGAACACGAGAAAGCUGUAUUACUACUGAAGAGUUUCCAGAAUACAGUAGACCUAGUUAUUCAACGUGAGCUUACUGUCUAAAUAUUUUUUUAUAAAUACUAAAUACGUCUAGCCAGAUCUAAUGUUCAAACAGAUUUAUACAUAGGAAACAAAUUUUUGCCAAUUGCUGGACCAAUGGCAAACGGUAGUGCCAAAUGUAUAAUACUAUAUGUUAGUACCAAUCAUCUUGGAAAAAAAUAUAUAGACGAUAUAAAUAUAUUGUUCAUGUGGCUAUGUAUUAGUUUUAAUUGUCAGCCUCUGGCUGUGCAUUGGUGCGUUUUUUUAAUCAAGUUACUUCUUAAAGUCAAUUUCAUAUGAUUUCAAAACACAGAAGCACAUACAAAUUCUUUAGGAAUUCUGCUGUCCAUCAGAAACACUGCCUCAAAGUUGUAUAUGCCUUUAUAAAGAUAAAAUAUAUUAACCUGUACUUCCCAUGAAAUAUUUCUAUCAUGUCUCAUACAAAAAGUAUAGAGAAAAAAUAUUUUCAUAAACACCUCAAAGAAAGUAUAUAUUAAAUUAAAUUUAAUAAUUUUCAUUUAUUUUCAAUGCAAAGAUAUUAUAUGCCUUAUGAAAAUACCUGUACAUAUGCAGUGUGUAUAGCUGGCUCCAUAUUAAUUAGUGAAAAUAUCACUAUACAGGGUGAGAUACUUAAUAAAUUCUACUGUCAACCGUGGGACCUAGAUAUAAAUAACCUACAUGAGAAUUGGUCAAUUCCCCCUGUUUGACGCUUUAGCUGAUCCCAUGGGAACACGCUCAAUGGACAAACCGUGAGUUUAGGCAGGUGUGGUUCGGAAAUGGAAGAAGGUUGUGAUGGGUGGCAGUAAAACGUCUUUCAUUGCUGCUAAUUUUAUUAUCUAACUUUUUAAUUUGAAAUUUUAAGCCCUUUACUCCCCUGCCCGUUCCCCCAGCCCUACAUUGUUGUGUGUUUUCGCUCUGGUCCAGGCUGUGCUCGCUAUAUUCACUGUCAGGGAGACUUUAACCUUUAUCAGGUCCUUUCUUUGAGCUGAGGUUUCUGACAUGAAAGGGAGCAGAUUUGAUUUAAGAUGUGUUGAGUGCAAGGGCGAGCAGCGAAUGAUGCUGAACCUGGGACAAACUUUCCCAGUGAAAUACACGGUUUGAAAACCCUUCGGGUCAAAGUCCUGGCGCUGGUCCCAGCAGAGAAUUGUGACAGCACAGAGUUCUGCACAGCUGCUGGUGGCGCAGCAGCUCGAGCGUCCUUCGUGUUUGUAACUGACAGCAAGGUGGAAAAACACUAGAAAACCUCCCCACCGAUGUUUGGAGGGUCCCCAGUUUGUGUUGACCCGGUGACAGGUACAGUGGGUGCAGGGGGAGCGUCGAAACACCCCGAAAAUCGCAGGUCAGAGCGGAGAGGAGCUGUGGAUCGGGGCACAGCCAGGAAACCUUUCUGCUCUUCCCAGCGUGCUCGCACCAGUGGAGGUAAUUACACUCCCAAUCAAACUAAGCUUCAAAAGAUGAUGGUGCCGUUAUGUAUAAAGCCCUGUUUGCUCUGUGGAUGCAGAGGGAUGAAAAUCCUUUUGUGGGGCUCUGCUGCUGUCCUGGGCACGGUGCCAUCAGCAUCCCUGUGAGCUGAUGUGUCCCCAGUAUCCUGACACACCCCUGUACCAGGAGCUCCCGCGUGGGUGGGCGAGGGGCUGAGGCCAGGCUUGAGGCAAACCAGUUGAAGUCCCCAGAGAUAAACCUGCUGAGGUCACCCCGUGCUUUGUCUCUGGCCGCUGUCCCUGCCUGGCGCUGCUGGUUUCUCCUCUCCCUGUGCUCACAGCACUGCACAGAGACGGGGGCUCAGCCCAUGCGGGGAGCACAGGGACGUGUCAAAUCCUCCCCCCAUGCUGGUCGUAACCACUGAAGAUGAGGUUUCCCAAUGAACUCAGGCUCCCCAAGGCUGGCUCAGCUCUGGGAAAGGCUUGUUCUGAGCAGGACAGAGAGGGUCGUAUCAUGAAAACCACCUGUGCACAUAGAAGUGAUAAAGUACCCCAUACAUAAAAAUUACAUUACAAAUUAGUCAGUAGAAACUACGCCCUAAUAUUGUUAUGAAGCACAAGCUUUUUAAUUGUUUGGAUUUUGUUUUUCCUUUUUUUUCUUUGUUUCCCUGGCUCUGUGGCAGCUGCAGCCGCACUCGGCUCCAGGGGACACCCCACCUCUGUGCGGGUGUUUGCAUCUCCCUUUUGCUCCUCCAUCUACAGCGAUGAUUAACUUUAUUAGUAUAAAUAUUAACGAAACAUCAACUCCGAGCUGGACGUGCAGGUUCCUGGACCGCAGGAGUUUCACUCGGUCGGUGCAGUUUUCUCGCUGGGAGCUGCUGUCCCAUGGGCACCGCACGAGCCAGAGCAGCCCCGCUCCUCCCAGCACUUACAAUGUGAGUAAAUGAUGUGGUGGUAUUCAGAACAUAAAUUUAAAUAAUUAAUACUUUUCAGUAAAUCAAAAUCUCGGUACCACAAGCUAAAAAAGCUUGCUGAAUUCACGUGAUUGGAUUGUUAUCUGCUCAAUUUUUUGAGCUUUCAGUUUUCCAUCACAAGAAUGUGGUUUUAUAAUGUGCCAUCAAAUCCCACUGGCUCUGGGAAGGUCGAAACUUUUCCAACAUUCAUGGCAUUUCAGAGGCAAACAUUGCCAUUCGUAAGUCCUUAUUGCCCUUUAAAGAAAGAAAAUAGGAUUUGACAUACCAUUUAGAAAAUUGUAGACACCUACGUAGCUUUUAGUUAAUUAUACGUUGAAUGGGAAUGAGGUCCCUUAAUAGACAUUUAGGCACCUCAGUUGCCCUGUGGAGCUGCCUUUGUCUUUUCCUGCAGAAAAGCCCUUUUCUGCGUGUGCCCACGCAGCCUGUUCCCCCGCGGAACAGCCCCAAAUCCUGCCCAGGACUCUGCUUUGGGCUGCAAAAACCAGAUUCCGCACAUAGCACCAGAAACGUGGGGAGUUGCAGGUGCAGGAGGGACAAUGAGGGCUCUGCCUCCGGACCUUGAACCAGGGGACCGACCGACAGGUAAAAAUGGGGAAACGGGAGAAAAUCAGGUGAGCUUCAGCGCUUGUUCGGACCGAGUUUUGUGUGCGGCUGUUUUUCCAUGUGAUGUUUUUAUUGGAUCUCAAGCGCAGCGGCACAGUCAGUCAGGCUGUGUUUCAAGACUGCUGAGUGCUCUCAUUAGUAGAUUAUAAUGAAAAGGAAAUUGCAAUAAAAUUGAGUGCAGUUAAGUCCUUCACUCAGCCAAAACUCCACUGGCUCCACAGAGGGACUUGAUGGAGAGUUUGGAGCUUUAACACCAACCCCCACAACCCCUCAAAUAUUUACUUGUUGGCAUUCUUUUUAUUCCAAUUGGCAGAAGUGAUGUUCACAUAGGACUAAUAAUAUUAGCAAUUAAAAUUAUUUUAAUGGGACUACUUAGGAUUUUUACAUUAGUUCUUGAAAAUGACUUGUACCUUUUGUCUUUUUUGGAAGGUCUCCCGUAACCUCACAGACACAAACACGACCAGGUUUGCAGGUCAGGUACCAGGUUAAGUUUAUGCUUUGCACAUGGUUAUGAUAUUUAUUUUUAUUUACUAUAUAUGAAGUAGAAAUCCCGUGUGUGCCCAGACCAGCGGCCAGGCUGGUGGGAACACGUCUGCUUUUCUGCAGCUGUGUCACAAGGCUGCUCUUAAGGGGGAGGAAAAAAAAAGCUGCUUACAAAAUGCUUUUCUUAUUUAGAUUAAAAAAAAAGCCCAGCGCCAGGAAGCCUGCAGGACUCCCCAGUCUUCGUAAUUUCCCCAAUUUGCAGUGUGUAUCUGGGUGUUUAUAAAUGAUGAAAUUGAGAAGCCAGUUGUUCAUAAUAUCUCUCAUUUAACAUCCUCAAAGCUGGUUUGAUGUUUUCCAAGAUAAUUUGUAACAUGGCCCUGUCUGCACACGUGUCUCGCGGCCCCGCGCAGCUCCCGGGGUGGGGACAGGUCAGGGUGUCCCAGAGGGACUCAGCACAGGGACCCGGGCAGGACCGGGCCAUGUGUGGGACACUCCGUUUGUCCCCAAGGCAUGUGCAGUGCGUCCGUGGGGCAGCGAAUGCUGCAAUUGCCAGAGGUUCAUGGGAAAAGCUGAGUGGCCUUUUGCUGAGCGGGGAUGAAAAGACCUUGGAAACGCUGCUGCAACAGCUGUAUUUUUAGCUCAUACAGGAGCACCUGCAAAGUGAGCUCCUGUGCUCUAGAACACCACUGAGCUUCAUGAACCAAAAAUUCAGCUGAAAAUUACAGUAGGAGAUGUUCAGGAGAUUGGUUUGCUGCUGCUAAUAAGCACUUUGAAUGUAAAGAUGUUCCCUGGUUAAACCUCUCUGGCUUGUAAUAUAGCAUCUAAUUACCUUAUGCAAUGAAAAUAAAAAGGUUUGUUUAUAGAAAUGUGUAUAUAUGUGUAUAUAUCUGAUAGAGAUAUAUGCAACAGCAAAUGCACAGGCAGUGUUAUGUGCAAACCUACCAAUUUCGAUGUGCUCGCAUGCAGGACAUGGGCUCGGGAGCUGAGCCAGGCUCAUUGCUGGGCAAUGGGGCUCAGGGUGUUGAUUUCGGGGGGCUCAGGGGGUUAGUGCCCCCCCCGGCUCCUUCCCACCCCGCAGGAACAGGUCUGACCCCCAUGUCCCUUUGCCGCAAUCCCAGCCAGGCGCAGGGGGUGAGCAGCCCCCAUCGUGGGGUCACCACCUACCUCAGCAGCACUUGUAACUGGGGGGAUUUCACAGUUAGAAUUUCCAAAUGUGAAUGAAGUUUGAUCUGAAGGUUGAGCUCCCCGCUGCUGAGCACCCACAGCCCAUCCCACCGCAGCGCCCGUUCCCCUCCUCUGCCUUCCAAAAUUCCACUUUGAGCAAGCGCACAAAGACGUACCAUUGUGUUUCAGGCACUAAGGAUUUAUUUCACGUGUCAGCCGUACCGGUGUGAGCAGAAUACAACGGACCGAUACAACUUUCAGGCCAGUAGUUUGGACAGGAUAGGAAUUAGGUGGUGGCUUGGUUUUGUUUUGCACACUGUUGGGGAUGGUGGGCGGCACUGCGGUAGCACCUGGGGAAAAGCAGAUUUCAUCAGAUUGUAUUUGCAAAUCAUAGAAUUUAAAUAGUUUCUGUUAAAAACAUAAAUAAAAAGCCUUUAGCCCAUCCCCUUCCCGGACAGUUCCAGCCAAGGUUCUGAAGCGACAUCCCUGCAUAGCGUAGGAAUUCCUGGGGCCUUCCCGGCUCUGUGCCCGCAGAUCCCAGCGCUCGGCCCUUUUCUACUCGUGAGUACUGUAUCCCAGGCCGAACCAACAGCUUACUUUAUUAAAAAUUUUACCAUUUUAUAAAAGACAUGUUUAAUUAUGAUGGAGAUGGCUGUAUUGUAAUUAAUAUUUUGAGAUAAUUGUGAUUUUGAGCUUAAAUUAUAUACAGAAAAAUGGUCAUUUUUGUAUGUGUCAAAAGAUUGCUAUAUUACAAAAGACUAACUGUACUUUUCAGUUUAAUUACGGUAUUAAUGUAAAUAAAGCUGAAUGAAGAAAUAUUUACUACUUUAUUAACAUAGAUUGUGAAUGUACUUAAUGUUUUUUGCAGUAUAAAGACUUCCUGAACUUGAAAGCUGCUUCAUUUUAUGUGCAAAAAGGUACUUCAAAAAUUCUAUUUUAAAUCUAUUGAUUCAGUGCAAUCAAUUAUAUUGUUAGUUAAUUUGCACAUGCAGGUUGUAUCCUUCCAGUUUUCUUUCAUGUAUGACACUUAUCCGUAAGGUGUAUAUUGUGUUUCGAAUGCAUUUUGCAGAUGCUUCUGUACAUAAAACAAAUACAGGGACUAAACCAAUGCUGUGCAGUGUAUAGCAGAGCCAUUUUUCGGCUUUGGUGUACCCAACUUUUUCAGUAUUUAAAAAAAGUGUUUUGAAUAACAUUAAAAAAGUCUCUUUAUUGUAUAAAUAAUAAAAACGUCACCUUAUUGUAA